Molecule: messenger RNA, 1652 nt
Organism: Bombyx mandarina (wild silkworm)
Lineage: Eukaryota; Metazoa; Arthropoda; Insecta; Lepidoptera; Bombycidae
Product: 4-coumarate--CoA ligase 1-like
Source: RefSeq, a predicted model, not a curated record
AUGCUGAAGAAUCCUUACUACGUGUACGGGUCCAGGGACAUCACUGUUCCGCUGCACUUGAACUUUGGCCAGUUCAUACUGGACAGAAUGUGGAUGCACAAAGACAGGAUUGCACAGACAAACGGAGCCACAGGCGAAACUAUGACCUACGGGGAAAUUGUGCAGCAAUCUAUGAGAUUCGCUAUCUCGCUCUCUCAAUUGGGCGUACGUAAAGGAGAGAGAAUAGCGAUACUAUCUGAGAAUAGACAAGAGUUUUGGACUGCUGUGAUUGGUCCGGCGUGCGUCGGCGCCAUUAUCACUACUAUAAGCACCAAUUAUGCUAAAGGCGAACUAAAACACGCAAUGAACAUAUCGAAACCGAAAUACGUGAUAAUAUCGCCGAAAAUGCACGAAAGGCACGUGCGUACGUUAAAAUCGUUUGGAUUCAUUGAGAAAACGAUAAUUUUCGGCGACGCUGGGUCGAAAAGCGGUUUAUAUUCGUUCGACGAGUUAUUGGCCGGCGACAGCUCUGAGAUUGAAGUCGAGAAGUUCACCGCGGUCAACGUGAAUGGGCAGAACGAUGUUUUGUUCAUGAUCUAUUCCUCUGGGACCACCGGCUUGCCAAAGGGAGUGCUGUUAACGCAUUACAACGUUAUAGCAGCGUGUUGUCUGCCUGUGACUUUCGACCCGAAGCUGCCGACUCUAAGCGUCGGUCCGUGGUACCACGUCAUGGGUCUGGUCGGUAGCAUCACUGGGAUGGCUAGCGGUAGAAUCGGGGUUUAUCUGGACAAAUUCGACGUUGAACUAUACUUGAAGACAAUCGAGAGGUAUAAGGUGGUCCAGCUGACCGUGGUACCCCCGAUCUUGGUCGCAGUCUGCAAGUCUACCAGCACUUUGGACCUGGGCUCUGUUAGACUGAUAUAUUCGGGGGCCGCUCCCCUGCACAAGGACACGGCCAAGGCUGCCUUCGAAAAGUUCCCGAACCUUAGAGGAGUCUUCCAAGGUUACGGGUCGUCAGAGACGACCCUGGGCAUCACCAGAUACACGUACACCCAAUUAGACAUCGCGAAACCGGGCAGCGUGGGUCUGGCUGCACCCGGAUGCGUGCUGAAGAUAGUCGACAUAAAAACCCGCCAGCCUCUUGGCCCUAAUCAAACAGGAGAGAUUUGCGCAAAGGGUGCGCUCCUUAUGAAGGGCUACAUCGGGAGGGCCAGGUCCGAAGACUUUGAUGACGAGGACUUCUACAGGACUGGCGACGUAGGCUACUACGACGAGGACGGACACUUCUACAUCUGUGAUAGGAUUAAGGAACUCAUCAAAUAUAAAGGAUAUCAGGUGCCUCCAGCCGAACUGGAAGCGGUCCUGCUGCAGCACGAAGCAGUGAAAGACGCUGGUGUCGUCGGCAUAGAGGACCGCGCGGCAGGAGAGGUGCCAUUAGCCUUCGUUGUACGCCAACCAGGGAAGGAAGUCACUGAACAGGACCUCAAAGAUUUCGUGGCACGGACGCUAUCAAAUCCGAAACACCUUCGGGGCGGAGUACGCUUCGUGACCGAAAUACCGAAGAACCCCAGCGGGAAAAUACUGAGGCAGGAGCUCAGGAAAUUAGCUAAAUCCCGAAAGAGCAAACUUUAAUAGCACUAAUAAAAUAUCUGUACUUUUUUGCAUUUUUAUUU